Messenger RNA from Ogataea philodendri, 480 nucleotides. RefSeq lists its product as uncharacterized. NCBI's taxonomy places the organism in Eukaryota, Fungi, Ascomycota, Pichiomycetes, Pichiales, Pichiaceae. Bases 1 to 480 code for a protein of 159 amino acids. The record is from RefSeq and is a predicted model, not a curated record. The transcript has 2 exons.
AUGAGGCAUUUCUCCGACAUACGGGAAAGAGUCGUCAGUGUAACCCAAAAUUCCGCUCCAAACAUAAUCAGUUGUAGCUUUGGUGGUAUCCCAGGUAUGGAACCGCUUCAUGUAGCCGUCAAAGUAUCGCUCGCUUCCAGGAACCAGAGUGCUGUCAUCGACCACAUUGUAGAAGAGAUUCUUGAACGGGAAAAUGUGCUUCUUCGCACCUCCGACAAUAACGGAUCCGUCAGGGCGGUUGAUCAGGUAAUCUUGAUCUGCUCCAUCGUACCGGAUUCCGUAGGUAUUAUUCAAAUGAGCUGGACGGUUCUCCGGGUGGAUCCGGCAUAUCCUGAUCCCACUAUGACAAUAUCAGCUUCAGCUGGGAGCUCUUCUGUCGAUCUGAGAUCUUUGAAAUCGACCUCAGCCGUUAGCCAAAACGAUUUGACCGGAUUGGAGGCUGGUAGAUACUUUGAUGACAUUACUUGUCUGAAACUUUAG